Molecule: messenger RNA, 3077 nt
Organism: Pyricularia oryzae 70-15
Lineage: Eukaryota; Fungi; Ascomycota; Sordariomycetes; Magnaporthales; Pyriculariaceae
Exons: 2
Coding region: 488-2695 (735 amino acids)
Source: RefSeq, a predicted model, not a curated record
UUCAAAUACCAUCAAAAUGGUUGGAAAGCGUUUAGUACACGCUGGAUGAGGCUAGAGGACGGAAUAUGGGAUGCGGAACGACCCAAUGUGAGGUUCAAAUGAGAGCGCACGCUUUUCUGCGGGAAAUGCACCUCGUGGGCGGGCUGCCACUCCGAGCAGGCUAGGCUGUUUUUCUUCAGAAAUCAAAUGGGGCGGGCGACACCCAAACUGUCAACCAAGCAAGCACCGACCAUCAUCAACCGCAAAGACUCAUGGACUCGGAUACAGACGUGGGCUCACUGCCUAGCAAGCUUGGCCCUUUCAAGCUUGAUUCAAGGUCACCUUCCAAAUGUACGACAUCCGAGGACGAGCAAGCACCAGAAAAGACUGCCAAGGUGAGAUUCUGUCGACUGGUUGCAAGAGAACCAACCAGGGAGGCCAGAGCAGACAUUUAAAUCCUGACCACGCACAAAACACGGGGUAGGAAUUUGGCUUGCAGCCCAAGGAAAUGACCGCAUCAUGGACGCCAGGUCACAAGGGAACAAACGACCAGACCUUUACAUCUAGUUCACAACUCCCACCCGAACUGCUUUCGCGUGCAACCUAUCAACCUGAAUCUGCAAAACCUCUCAGCGUUAGCCAGCCAUCAGCCAGCUGCAACAAGGCCCCUGCAAGUCGCUGUUUCCACGAGAGCAUUGACAAUGCCAACAUUCUGAGUUUCCAAGCAAUGGAUUAUCGACAGGAUACUCGAGGCACAGCAUCACUGGGAUCAAACUUCCGCCGCGAACAGCGUGUCACCCCUCCAUGCUCUCCGCACCGUCUCAAAUCGACCUAUGGAGUAGGUUCGACGCCGACUCCGAUUCGUGGUGAUUUUAUCGAGGUUUCCAGUCCUGCCAAGAUCCCAUCACCUCCUUCUCAGCCUGACGAGUUUUCUGCCCAUGGAGUCACACUACAUUUGAGCCUGACCGAAUCCCAAAUGGAUCGCCUUACUGAAGUAAUAUCUCGCCCGAACUCUCCCCACAAAGGAAGCCGUAGGGGCAGAGACGCAGACGUCGCCAAAGAAGGGCUUCAACGUUCUCACAUCCGCGCGUUCAGCGAGGACGAGAUAUUGACCACUCCGCCGUUGGUGCGCUCCCAGAGAGAUGUUCUAGACAGUUUGGUUACAAAAAAUGCGAGCACCCGGAGCCGAAGUCACUUUAGAUACAAUGAACAACAUGCGCCGAGCACCAUGCAGGCCGAUACAUCGGCUUCUUUCGCCGACCGAGCUGCAAGCUCAUUACGCUCCCGAUCCCCUGUCAAGAAAUUCACUCGAACAGAAAAGGGCAGGCAUGUCAACGAUGGGUAUUCUCCAUACACGACCAGCUCCAUUGCCCAGCGUCGAGGUGUACCACAUCCGUUGGUUGAUACAAUGACUGCUCAGCAACAGGGCAGUCCCUCGCAUCGCAGAACCCCGAUUGAGAUCUUGCGCAACGAUGACAGCUCGGCGUAUUCCCGGUCUUGGCAGACGAUAACUCACACGACCAGGGACGACUCUCCAUCGCGGGUAACUUUCCAAGAACACCCAUCAUCUUCUAUCUACUCGGUCUUCGAAGAGCAGGGUGACUACGACGACGAUGGAUCAAUGGCGCACCUCACACCCUUACCCGCACGAAACGCUGCCGGAGCCAUGGCGGAAGCCGAUAUUCUGCGUUCCCUCGCCGAGUACGAGUCUCUUUACAGCAGAAGCGGCCUUUCCCAACAGCCGCAGGCGCAAAAGCCCGGCGACCCGAAAUUGUUGUCCAUCAAGACGGGCAUCGGCCAGAUUGAACGAUUUCCACGCACAUACUCCCCACUGACACCUUAUAUCGAGAGCAUGGAAGACAAGAUACCCCGUCGCAAAGUCCUCAUUGGUGAGCACGGCUGGCUGGAGCGAACGGGAGUCCCCACAGAGGACGGCCAUGGCAACGCAAGCGCGGCUCCUCAGCAGCAGCCUCUGAAGAAGGGCAUCUUUGAGUCGCUGAAGAAGGUUGCCAAGGAGGUUGUGGAGCUUGCCGACAUGAAGACGUCUGCUCGCGGGCCGCACCGCCCCUCGAAUAAGCGACCCCCUAACCGGCUCGAUAUAUCACUCAACCCCCGCGAGCAGAGCCUCUUCUACUGCGAGCUCGAGUUCCUCAUGACGACAGCGCUCGAUGGAUACCUGACGACCCAGUUCCAAGCCGGACGGGUGCAGGCGGACAAGCUGAGCAAGGUGGCCGACGCCUGGCGGCAGAAGGGACGGCCGGGCGUGGUCGGCUUCCGCUACGACCUGGAGACGCAGCUAGACAUUAUGCUGCUGCACCUGUACGACUUCAAGUUCUACGGCGCCGACUGUACCUCUCCCGCCGUGGUCACGGGCCUGCUGGAAAUGGUCAAGACCGACGCCCGCGCCAUGCGGGUUCGUACCUUUUGCCAGCCAGACCUAGUCAUGGCCAAGCAGCUACUCGACGCGCAGAAGCUCUUUAACAUCCUCGGCUGUCGCGAACACCUGCAGCUGCAGCUUCACGAGACGGUGCGCUUCUUCAAGCUGGUUGUGAACCCCGAGAAGGACGUCCAUCCGGAGACGGCUGAUAACGCCCGUGGUGAUGGCUCGGAAAGCCCAGCGCACGGCUCGCCACGUUGUACCGGUCGCUCGCGCGACCAGCAGAUGCGUUGUAGCGAUCGUCGUUGGCAGAGCCAGAGCCCCGCAAGGAAACGAUGAGCAAGCCGCACUCAGUAAUCAACCUAUUGUCGGUGUAAAAGAUUGCCUCGCUUCAACUAGCACUCAACCGGUCUCCUCUGCGACUCGAUGGCCUUUUGAAAUGGAGGAUGCAAGGCUAUCAGAAGUUUUCUUCGAUAAUGCAAGACAGCUUUCGUUGAGCCACAGGUAAAGCAGUUCCUGAGAGAAAUUGAAGUUGCUUCAAAGGUACAAAGAAAGUCGAUCAAGGAAACUGAUGUCAAGCAGGGAGGGAAAAGAGGGGAUUUGUACCGGACACAAAGAGGAUGUGAUCUGAUGACAUUCCAACCAAUGUAAUUCUAUGUAGUACCAGCAAGAGGGACUUGUCACAAAGUCGAUCAAUCCCACGAACCCGUUCAAAAGCCAA